UAAUUUUGUGGUGAGGCUUUAUUGAAAUGUGCCACGCUUGGUGAUGUUAACUGCGCUUAUGACUCGUAAUGUCGAAGAACUGGCCAGAAACACGGCAAAAUUUUUAGCCAAAUCUUGUCGGAGUAAUGAUGGUAUGGAUAAAAUGAUUGACAAAUUUCUACUAAAAAAUCUUCGUCAAAAGCCAAUUCUGACAGCUUAUGGUUUCUUUUCGCUGGAUAAGAGCACAUUGUUCAAGCUUUUCACCACCGUAUUCACGUACAUGGUUGUCCUGGUGCAGUUCAAAGAAAUGGAAAGCACUACAAAACAACUGGAGAAAGGCAGCUAAAACCUAUGUUAAGACUUCAGACAUUCCACACUCAUACCUGGUCAGUUUGCAACUUCAAUAUCUGUACGAUUGUGUCUAUUCGUAACCCAACCCUUUUCGAAGAAUUGGUAAAAAUCAAGUGGGAAAUACUUACGAUGUCAUACAUUAAACAUCCAGUGGCCUUUGAUUUGAAAUUUCUUCGCCAUUUCCUGUAUUCAGCUUUAAUAACUGCCAGUUGACGUUUCCAAUA
Messenger RNA from Stomoxys calcitrans (stable fly), 554 nucleotides. It is a transcript of the gene Gr39a, whose product is annotated as gustatory and pheromone receptor 39a. Gene Ontology annotation, cellular component: dendrite; membrane; neuronal cell body. The record is from RefSeq and is a predicted model, not a curated record. The coding region runs from base 44 to 325 and encodes 93 amino acids. NCBI's taxonomy places the organism in Eukaryota, Metazoa, Arthropoda, Insecta, Diptera, Muscidae. The transcript has 4 exons. Gene Ontology annotation, biological process: sensory perception of taste.